Messenger RNA from Dibothriocephalus latus, 578 nucleotides. The record is from the annotation of a GenBank genome assembly. NCBI's taxonomy places the organism in Eukaryota, Metazoa, Platyhelminthes, Cestoda, Diphyllobothriidea, Diphyllobothriidae.
UGCUUCAACAACGAUUCGAGCAUGUAAAACCUCUGCUGGACUUAAUACGCUGGUGGGGUCAACUGUUCGACGACUGGUGGUCCUGGAAAAAUCCUCUUCACUCCAUAUUUGGACUGAUAUGCUAUCAGCUGCUGAUCUACAACUUCAAGGUCUACUUCAUCCCUCUCUACAUGAUUAUGAUUAUGCUUAAAAACCGAUUCUACUCCCCCACCAUCGACGUCGUUCAGUAUGGCAUAAAGACCAAUAAAAAUGUUGCCCGGCUGGCGUCAAAACAAGAACACGAAAUCUACAAACGACAGUUUGAUUUAUUGGAACAGCUGCAGAAGGAGACCGACGGGGCAGAAGAGGACAAUCGUUCCGAUGCCCAGCCUUAUUCUCCGGAUAUCGGGUCGACUGCUAUACAAAACCAUACCGAGGACACGUUAGAAGAAGAAGAAGAAAAGAUCGCCAUCACGUCUAAGCUAUCUCUCAUCUGUGGCGUAUUUUCGAAUCAGUUGGCAAUUGCUGUCUGUGAUUUCGCUUGUAGUAUGCGAAAAAGGCAGCUUUUGUCAAUUUCAGUUCAAAAUAAGAGGGCUUAA